AAGGACAGACCAUUCUAAUUGCCUACAAAUGCCAGUUGCUCCGACCACAACUUUUCAGUGUUGAUCAACAUGGAAACAAAUUGGAACACUAAUUAAGGAACAGGGAGAAAGGGAAAUGUUAAUUUAUUUAAAAUGUUUCCUUUAAUAUUUCUGAUUAUAUGUCAGAAUGUUCCAGCAUGGAUGGGCAAUCCAGUUCCAAAUAUCAUGACAUCAUACAAUUAUGACGUACAUCCGGUCAUUAAAUGUCCAGAGAAUGCGAGUCAGUGGAGUCUAGCCUCAGACAGACUGAACUGUACAACAGACGAUACUCAGAAAUAUAGGUAUCACUGCAUGCCAGAAAGAGGCAAAGGGAGGCUACUGGAGUUUUGUUAUCCUCGAGUGCGCUUUCCUAUGCUACCAGGUUUUUGCAUUGUUUUAUUUAAGAAUGGAUACAUGUCCAAAAACCAGGACACAAAUUGUUCAGUUUUUACCAAUAACAGUUGUCCUAAUAAAAAGUACUACAGUGACGAUAUGUACAAGUACCCAGCGUGUUCCCAGAUAAAUCCGCAACACCACUGCUAUAAGUUUGAUCCAUCAUGUCCUCCAGAGGAACAAACGGUGGAUCCAAGUUUUUCCAGGGAGAGUUUGUUUUCUACUAUCACUACAUUUGCAAAUCCAAACACGGAAACAACAGCAGCUAGUGGAAAUGAUGCAUACAAGAUCGCAUUACCGGUGGUUUUUGUUUUAAUUGCUGUCUGCUGUGCUUUGAUCUGUUGGUGCAAUAGACAUAGAAUACUUAAAAAAUGGAGUACAUUUCGUGGUAUCAGAAAUGUUGAAAUCCAAAAUGAAGAAAUGGAAAACUUAACCAGAGGUGAACAAACCGAAGAAUGUAAUAAUGAAAGUGCUGAACAAACAGAAGAAAAUAAUAUUGAAAGUGGUGAAGAAAGCUUUAUUGAAAGUAAUAUUGAAAGUGAUUUUCUAAAAGAGUGGCAGUCGGAUGACAAGUUAUUUUACGACGGAAUCACCGCUGUUGAAGAACUGGAAGAGCGUCUAUUGAAGAAUAACAUAAUCAUGGUUGUUGGAGGACCUGGAAUCGGUAAAACUUCUCUUGUUCGUCAUAUUGCCCUAAAAUGGCAUAACCAAAGACGAGAGGAAACUGGUAAGGAAUUGAAAAGUUGGAAAAUAUUUGUGAUAUCGUCAUUUGAAGAACUUGAAAAUAUUUAUAAUGCUAACAAACAAUCAAAGGACCUACAAAUAUAUAUUUUUGAUGAUCCAAUCGGCAUUCAUGCUUUAAGCAAAAGGCAACUUUCAUCUCUCUUUGUCCUUUACAACAAUGAAAAGUUGUUUGUGAAACAGACAACUAAAAAACUUUUGAUGACAUGCAGAAGAAUAAUUUAUGAGGAGGCAAAAGAAAGCAUGCCUAAAAUUGAAUCUUUUGUCUUGGAUAUUGAAAUGGGCAAAAAUAAAUUUACAGAAGACAGCAAAGAAAACAUAUUCAAGAAACACUGUGGUUUAGUGGAUUAUUCACCAAUUAGUUUGCUUCCCAACACAAUGUUUCCGCUUCUUUGUAGACUUUAUGCAAAGCGCAAGGAUCAAAAUAUUAUCGAGUUUUUUACAAAACCAUUUGACUGUCUUCAAGUAGAAUUUGAAAAUAUGAUGAAUCAGGAUCUCCAUAUGUAUUUUGCAUUAGUCCUGUGUAUGCUUAACAAAGGCCAACUUCUCACAAGGGAAAAUAAUACAAAUGAAUUAUGCUUAAUAGGGAUGGAAGUACUUAAAAAGUAUUUGGGCAAAGGAUGGUCUAUGAAAGGCAUUCAAAGAAAACUUGUGAUUGCCACUGGAACUUAUAUAAAAAUAUCAGAAUCCAAUUUUGUAUUUAUUCAUGAUUACAUGUUGGAGAGUCUUGCCAUACAUUUUGGAAAAAAAUGUCCCGAUCCUAUUAUAGAGUACAUGAGUACUAGCUUCUUACUACAAUUCUUAAAGAUAGAUGAUGCUAUAAAUUCUAACCAUCCUUGUAUUGUACUUCAACGUGACAUUCAUGAAAAAGAUAUUUCACUGCUUGCAGAAAGAGUAUAUAAGGAUAUCAAUCAGUUACAUCUUAGUAUUUUCACACACAGCUGCUGGGAAUCCCAAUUUUUUCAACAAAAACUUUUAGCUUUACUUGAUGUGAAAGAAUAUAUCGAUAUUUGCAGAACAUUCUUGGUAACAAAAGAUUGUCUUGAAAGUACAGAAAAUUCUCAGGAUUUCCCAAAAUCUACUCGCUUAGAAUCUGGUACUGCUGAGUGGUAUCGAAAUGAAUUAUUAUGGUAUAAAGUCUACAAUAAUGAAUAUGAUUAUUCUUACGACAUCAGACCUUUGCGCUGGAUUGUUGCAAAUGCACGAACAUUUCUUCUGCGAUAUUUAAUUUCUAGGGUUACUGAAAACAACGAAAAUGUCUCUGAAAUGUUCGGAGACAAUGAAGAACAAAGUCUUCUUCUUGUUUUGGCUUGUUUUAGUCGUGAUCAAGAUAUGGUUGAAACUGUGUUCACAAAUAUCAGCAGCAAAGACAAUAUCAAUCGCUCUUGUGUAUCUAAGAGCGUCGAGGAAAAGUAUAACCCACACCGAGAAUUCACACCCUUGGCAGCUGCUUGUUAUGCAAAUACUCCUUCAAUAGUGCAGUAUUUAAUAGAUCAAGGGGCAGAAGUGUUCUUUUCAUCAGAUACAACUGACACAUCGCUCUUAUACAGGUCACUGUGCUUUCAAAAAUACGAAGUUUGUCAUGCCUUGGUAGAUGGAGGUGCGAAUCUCAAAAUGAAAGAUGAAAAACAAAGAACGUUAUUGCAUAUUUUGGCAUAUCAAGGUGAGGGGGCAUUGUCUUUGAUGAAGAAAUUGAUACCAAGAGGACUAGAUAUUAACGAAAAGGAUAUAGAUGGCAAGUCACCUAUUUAUUAUGCAUUUGAGCGAGAAAGUGCACUUUCAUUGAAAGCAAGGGUGGAUGAAAACAAAGAUGACCUAGAUUAUUACAAGUCAACUCUGGCAUUACUUGAAGAAGGUGCCAAACCAGACCUUUGGGAUUCUCAGUGUAGAUCUCCGAUAUACUCAUUAUUUGAUCGUGGACAAAAAUUUAGAAAUAUUUUACCAGAACUGGUAAAAAAUGGAUUAGAUGUAAAUUUCGUGGAUAAAAUGGGAAAUUCACUUCUUCAUUAUGCAGUUUUUUCGGGAGAUAAAACUUUUGUCAAAUGUGUUUUGCAAGCCAGAAAUCUAGUAAGAAUUAAUCAACAGGAUAAGAUGGGUAGAUCAGCAUUGUAUAAAGCAACAGAAAAAGGGUAUUUAGAUAUUGUAGAACUUCUGAUAGAACAAAAAGCAGAGGUGAAUUUGACGGACAAUAAAAAAUUCACCCCUCUCUAUCAAUCAGUCGAAAAAGGCUUCAUUAGUGUGGUUAAAGUUCUAAUUGAAAAUGGAGCAAACGUGAAUGAAAACUAUGAGAGGAAAAAAAAGAAUGCUACGCCAUUGCAUAUAGCAACUAUUAACGGGUUCACAGACAUUGCAGAACUUCUAAUAAUACAUAAAGCCGAAGUAAACUUGACAGAUCACGAAAAAGUCACUCCACUUUAUCAUGCAGUGAAAAGGGGCAAUUUACAAUUGGUUGAAGUUCUAGUUGAAAAUGGGGCAACUGUGAAUGAGAAAUAUGGGAUGAAAAAGAAUGCCACGCCAUUGCAUAUAGCAGCUAGAGAAGGUUACUUUGAAAUAAGUGAAUUUUUGUUGCAGAAUGGAGCUGACCAGUCUUUGAAAGACAAUGAAAAUAAAUUACCGAAAGAUAUUGAUUCUGAUGAGGGACAUUACUUACUCGAAAACCUAAUAAAGUAAAUAAUUUCUUUAGAAACGUUCAGAAAUGAAUUACUGGGUGACUGAUACAUCUGUUCUUUUGCAAAAUGUGAUGGUUUAAAUCAAAUAUGGUUUAGGGAUAAGAAUAAUACCCCGGGUAGGUUCCAUAACUCACUGAUAGCAAGAGCGAUGUGGCUAUACUGUUGCAUUUGUUUAUUAAUACGAUUCUGCUUGAUUU
This is a messenger RNA of Saccostrea cuccullata (small rock oyster), 4018 nucleotides long. RefSeq lists its product as uncharacterized. Bases 133 to 3822 code for a protein of 1229 amino acids. The record is from RefSeq and is a predicted model, not a curated record. Lineage: Eukaryota; Metazoa; Mollusca; Bivalvia; Ostreida; Ostreidae. The transcript is spliced from 10 exons. Gene Ontology annotation, molecular function: protein binding.